AUGCAUCACCGGUUCUCGCCAUUCGCCGUAGGAAUCGCCAUUGCACCGCCGUCAGACCACCACCGCUGCACCUCCGUACGCCGCCUCCAACACUCCGAUUACUGCUCCAAUCAACGCCACCCUCCGCCCUCUACCUCCGGUCAGGCAAUCGUCAAAAACAAAAAUUCCAGCUGCAAUCCAAAUCACCGCCGAGCACAUCCAGCCUCGAGCAUUUGGAGGCCGAAAUUCGGCCGCCCAGGAAGAAACUCACCGACGCCGAUGAGAUCGGAUAAUUCCGGCAAGCACAACAAUUUACCGGCCAACUUCGAUGAAUACAAAAUCAAACAUAAAAUUGAUGAACACAAAAAUCUAAAGUAA
Molecule: messenger RNA, 357 nt
Organism: Striga asiatica
Lineage: Eukaryota; Viridiplantae; Streptophyta; Magnoliopsida; Lamiales; Orobanchaceae
Source: the annotation of a GenBank genome assembly